AUGCAUCCCACAACAGGUCUGGCAGAUCCAGACAACACACACGUACAAUCCGAACAGGAACCGACUAUGGGUGGACACCAAUCUGAGGAUAACAAGAUUAAUCAGUCUGAACGGAAAGCGUCAAUAGUUAUACAAGAUGAAUGUCUUCAGCAUCGUUUCAUCCGUUCACGAGACUCAUCAAGUAUCGUCGAACGGCCAGAGCGCAUACGGGCUGUCAAAGUUGGUGUAGCCGCAGCCAUAGCCCGUCUUGAGGAAAUACAAGACACACAUGGCGGUAUUAGUCCUACUCCUGCGAAAGUCACCCAGGCUACAUCAGAUCCUGACGAUCUGAUAGCUGCACUUGGUCGUAUGAACCUUGCUGCAGACCCUGCCCAACCUCGUAUACCGUCCCUAUCUAUUCUAAAAAGUCACGCUACAGUAAAUCUGCUAGACGACCCGGCGACAAAAUUUAUUCACGGCGAUGUUGAUGGAGACGUUUAUUUGCAAAACUUGAAGAAUUGGGCUAAGGAAAGCCAAGAUAAUAUCUUAAAGAACGGGUCUGAAAUUCCCUCAAAUUUACCUCAACUUGACUUGUAUUUAUCUCCUGGUUCCAUUGAUGCUAUUCAAGGCGCUGUGGGAGCCGUCUGCGAAGCUGUUGACACCGUUAUAAAUUCCACUCGCCAGCAUAUAGACGUCAAAGAUCACGCCCAUCGCGUUUUCGUGGCCAUCAGGCCUCCAGGACACCACUGUGGUGAAGAUACACCUUGUGGCUUUUGUUUCGUCAACAAUGUUGCUGUCGGUGCUGCACAUGCACAUUUGAAGCAUGGCAUUCGGCGUAUCCUCAUAUUUGACAUAGAUUUACAUCAUGGAAAUGGCACUCAAUCUAUUAUCUGGCAGAUCAAUGAAGAAACAUAUCGACAAACACUAGAGUCUGAAUAUGCUCCAUCAGACACAUCGCCUAAAACUGGUCCUCAGAUUUAUUAUGGUUCAAUCCAUGACAUCUUGUCAUUUCCUUGUGAAGACGGGAAUAUGCAAUGUGUACAAGCCGCAUCGACAUGUCUACAUGGUCCUCAUGGACAACAUAUCGAGAAUAUCCAUAUACAGGCUUAUGAGUCGAAUGAUCAGUUUUGGGAGUUAUAUCGAACCCAAUACACCAAAAUAUUCACUAGGGCUGAAGAAUUCCUUGACAAGACUGGCGGACCCGGUGAUGACGUCCUUGUUCUCCUAAGCUCUGGAUUCGAUGCAUGUGAACAUGAGGGCGGAUCUAUGUCAAGACACAAACGAAAUGUGCCUGCCUCUUUUUACUACCGCUUUACCCGUGACGCGUGUGCUUUCGCCGACCGCUAUGCUCAAGGCAGGAUUGUUAGCGUUCUAGAGGGUGGGUACAGUGACCGUGCCUUGAUAAGUGGUGCGAUGGCCCAUAUGUGUGGAUUGGUCGACAUACAAACUCCAGGAGCUGUAGUUGACGAGGAGUGGUGGAGUGCAGAGAAUUUGGACAAGCUGGAAAAAGCGACGAAGAAACGAAAAGGGGGCCGACAAUCAGCGGCGAAUUCUCCAGAGCCAUGGCUGGAUCGUGCCCUAUCGGUCUUUACAACUCUAGAAGCCGGUGCUUCUCAAAACAUGACGCCGUCGUCUUCCCGAAACACUUUCAUUCCUCCUACAUCUAUGACAUUACGGGACAGAAGAAAACCUUCAUCUAAACUCGCAGAAACUCAGUCUAGCGCUACUUCAAGCUCAGGUUCACCAACGUUGCCCCAAUCUAAGCGCGGAGACAAAGAUGGAAGCGAGAAGACAAAUAAUUUGCAACUGCCACCAUCAACUUCAUCAUCUUCGUCCGACAUCACGGACAGUUCAAGUGACGUAGCCCCUAACUCCACAGGGCUUCCAAUCUCCGCUGUUGAAGAAGUCAUAGUUCCGGCGAAGAAGCUUCCAAGAGUUAUCUUGAAGGUCGGCCCUCCCCCUUCUAUGUCAUAGAUCCGACAUCAAGCAGUCUUUGAACAAUAGCUAUUUAUUUAUGGGGGGAUGCUAUAUAAUAUACCCGAAUGCCUGCUAUACCAAGUACAGUACUGUGUUUCGCUCUAUAUGUGUUCUUGUACCAAGGCUUCAUGU
Serpula lacrymans var. lacrymans S7.9 is the source of this 2088-nucleotide messenger RNA. RefSeq lists its product as uncharacterized. Bases 1 to 1953 code for a protein of 650 amino acids. Gene Ontology annotation, cellular component: nucleus. NCBI's taxonomy places the organism in Eukaryota, Fungi, Basidiomycota, Agaricomycetes, Boletales, Serpulaceae. Gene Ontology annotation, molecular function: histone deacetylase activity. The record is from RefSeq and is a predicted model, not a curated record. The transcript is spliced from 8 exons.